This is a messenger RNA of Asparagus officinalis (garden asparagus), 1281 nucleotides long. RefSeq lists its product as uncharacterized. Gene Ontology annotation, molecular function: zinc ion binding. The record is from RefSeq and is a predicted model, not a curated record. The transcript is spliced from 5 exons. Bases 1 to 1281 code for a protein of 426 amino acids. Lineage: Eukaryota; Viridiplantae; Streptophyta; Magnoliopsida; Asparagales; Asparagaceae.
AUGAAAGCUGUGUAUUUUGAGCUAGGGUUGAAGUUUACUUCUAGGAAUGUCUUAAAGGAGGCUAUUCUACAUUAUUCUAUUCAAAGGCACUAUGUUCUAGUGUACAUGAAGAAUGACAAUAAGAGGAUUCACCUUGGCUGUUCACUUUGCUUUUGGGAGAUGACUGCUGGUCCAGAUUGUCAUGAGGCUGGUGUUUGGCAAAUAAAAUUUAUUAAUCAUGAUCAUACUUGCAGCGGGACUUUUAAAAAUAGAUUAAUAACUGAUAACUGGAUUGCACAUGUUUAUCUUGAUAAAAUUCUGAGGGAUCCAAAGAUGAAGCCAAGCAGCAUUUUAUCUGACAUUUAUGAGAAUUUUCAAAUUAAUGUGACAUUGAAAAAAUGUAGGAGGGCGAAGGAGAAAGCUCUAAAUGCAGUCCAAGGAUUAAUGCAAAGACAGUAUGGUUUGCUAAAACAUUACAUGAAAGAACUAAUAAGGUCAAAUCCAGGAACUACUUGUGUUCUGAAGAUGGGUUUCACUUUGGGGUAUAGAAGAAUAUUUGGUCUUGAUGAUUGUUUUUUGAAACAUGCUUGUGGAGGGCAAUUACUUUGUGCUGUGGGGAGGGAUGGUAAUAACCAAAUGUGGCCCAUAGCAAUGGGAUUGGUUCCAGCUAUACAUGAAGUGUGGCCAGAAGUUGAGCAUAGGCAAUGUGCUAGGCACAUUUAUUCUAAUUGGAGGAAAACUCAUAGUGGGAGGGUCCUUCAAAGUCAAUUUUGGAAAUGUGUUAAAGCCACCUCUAUGCCAAUUUUUGCAAUUGAAGCUGCCAAGCUAAGGAGAAUUUCAGAGCAAGCUUAUGAAGACUUCAUGGCUAGAGACCCCCCACACAUUCUAUAUAAACCUAUAGUGUCCAUGUUAGAGGAUAUUAGAUUAUCUAUAAUGGAUAGAAUGCAAGAGAAAAAGAAACUCAUAGGAAAAUUUGUGGGGGGAGUUGCACCUAGAAUUCAUAAGAAGUUGAAGGAAGCAUAUGAGGAGCAAGUUCAUUGUCGUGCCCAUUGGAAUGGGGAUGAAAAUGAAACUGGUUUUGAGAUAAUCCAUAGAGGGCAAAGUCAUGCAGUAGAUUUGAAAAAUAUAACAUGUACAUGUAGGACUUGGGACUUGAAAGGAAUUCCAUGCACACAUGCAGUUAGUGCUAUCUUGCUUAUGAGAAGGAAACCUAAAAUGUACUUAUCAGAGAUGUAUUCUCAAGAAAACUAUUUGAUUGCCUAUGGAGGAAUGUUGAAUCCAUUACAAGGGAGUAAUUAUUAG